Perca fluviatilis (European perch) is the source of this 3094-nucleotide messenger RNA. RefSeq names its product potassium voltage-gated channel subfamily A member 1. The transcript has 2 exons. The record is from RefSeq and is a predicted model, not a curated record. Gene Ontology annotation, molecular function: delayed rectifier potassium channel activity; protein binding. Gene Ontology annotation, biological process: potassium ion transmembrane transport; protein homooligomerization. Gene Ontology annotation, cellular component: membrane; voltage-gated potassium channel complex. The coding region runs from base 342 to 2090 and encodes 582 amino acids. NCBI's taxonomy places the organism in Eukaryota, Metazoa, Chordata, Actinopteri, Perciformes, Percidae.
CAGACAUUUUCAGAGGCAGCUAAACGGUCUGAGCAGCACUUUUGACGUCAGGAAUAAUCAUUACAGCCUACUCUCUCAUCCGGGUCUCUCUUUGCUCUCCUCCUCUCCCCUCAUCCCUUGUGGUUUUAAUAUCUAUUUAAUCCACAGCAGCAGCGGAGGCAGCAACAGCAACACGUAUGCACACAAGUGAAGAGGGAGAAGCCGAGUGACUCUCUCCAUCACCGAUCAACAUCUAUCUGCGUUCGGCUCUUUCCCUUAAAAAUAUACCGGAGAGGAUGUGUGCACCGCGGCUCAACAAGUCUCUUUUGUUUUUCACACAUUAAAGUGCGGAUGGCUGCGGGAUGGAGAUAGCCUUGGUGAGCUUUGAGAACGGUGGCGCCAAAGGUAGCGGUGGUGGUGGCAGCGCCGGCAACAAUGCCGAGGAGAGCUGCCGAAACGCGCUGGAUGUCCCCCAUCAUCAUCAUCAUCAUCAGCCGGGCUUCGUGCAAACUGGACUCGGAGGAGAGGACUACGGUAAAGAGCUGAACACCCAGGGGAGUCCCCAUCAGCAUCAGCAUCAGCAUCAGCUGCAACAUCAUCUGCAUCAGAGCUCCUGGAAAAUCAACGACAUGAACAACACUUUCAGCUGUAGCGAGAACGCCAUGGAUGCGCUUUUACGCGCGGACCACAGUCCCCAUCUGUUUGACGAGGACAUGCUGGACAUGGACACGGAGAGCAACGAGAGGGUGCUGAUCAACAUCGCCGGGCUGAGGUACGAGACCCAGCUGGGCACCCUGAACCAGUUCCCCGACACUCUGCUGGGAGACCCCGCCAAGAGGAUUAAAUACUUUGACCCGCUCCGGAACGAGUACUUUUUCGACCGCAACAGGCCGAGCUUUGACGGGAUUUUGUAUUUUUAUCAGUCAGGGGGGAAGAUCCGCAGACCAGUCAACGUGUCCAUUGAUGUGUUCGCGGAUGAGAUUAGGUUUUACCAGCUGGGGGAGGAGGCCAUGGAGCGUUUCCGUGAGGAUGAAGGCUUUAUAAAAGAGGAGGAAAAGCCCCUGCCUCAGAAUGAGUUUCAGAAGCAGGUCUGGCUCAUUUUCGAGUAUCCUGAGAGCUCCAUGCCGGCUCGCGGCAUCGCCAUCGUGUCUGUGAUUGUUAUCACCAUAUCCAUCAUCACCUUCUGCCUGGAGACGCUGCCAGAGUUUCGGGAUGAGAGGGAGCUUCCAGUCACCAGCCGGCUGGACAACAGCACGGCGCCGCGGUCCUCCCUCACUUUCACCGACCCCUUCUUCAUCAUAGAGACAACGUGCGUGAUCUGGUUCACUUUCGAGCUGUUCGUGCGCUUCUUCGCGUGCCCGAGCAAGUCUGAGUUCUCCAAAACGGUCAUGAAUAUCAUCGAUAUCAUGUCCAUCAUGCCUUACUUCAUCACAGUGGGCACGGAGCUGGCGGAGCAGCAGGGCCAGGAGCACCAGAACGGGCAGCAGGCCAUGUCGCUCGCCAUCCUGAGGGUCAUCCGUCUCGUGCGGGUCUUCCGAAUCUUCAAACUCUCCCGACACUCGAAGGGGCUGCAGAUCCUGGGGCAGACUCUCAAAGCCAGCAUGCGGGAGCUCGGCUUGCUCAUCUUCUUCCUCUUCAUCGGCGUCAUCCUCUUCUCCAGCGCCGUGUUCUUCGCCGAGGCGGACGAACCCGAGUCCCACUUCUCCAGCAUCCCGGACGCCUUCUGGUGGGCCGUGGUCACGAUGACGACCGUGGGCUACGGCGACAUGAGGCCGAUCACAGUCGGGGGGAAGAUCGUGGGCUCGCUGUGCGCUAUCGCCGGCGUGCUGACAAUCGCGCUGCCUGUGCCGGUCAUCGUGUCCAACUUCAACUACUUCUACCACAGAGAGACGGACCAGGAUCAGUCCUCGCUGAAGGACGAGCCCAACAGCGGCCGGGCGAGCCCCGAACUGAAGCGCAAAGGGAGUAAGUCGUCGGCGAAAUCGCAGGACGUGGAAAACAGCGACGCGAACGGGUCGGCUGAGAAGGCGAAUAUCAAAGCGAACAGCAGCAUGGACUUCAAGAGAUCCCUUUACGCUUUCUGCUUGGACACGCGGGAGACAGACCUGUAGUCCUUUCCAAGACCCCCUGACUUUAAAAAAAACUAAAAUAUACAUAUAUAUUAAAGCCCACAUAGUUGUUUAGAAUAAACCCCCAUUAAUGGGUUCUUAAGUCUUUGCACAUAGCAGUUGGGAGGAUCAACACAUUUGCAAUCCUGAAAAGUUUUAAAAGAGCGGCAGGGGUUGAUUUAUAAAAAGCACAUUUUUAAUCCCGCUCAUCUGGUUUAAGCACAUCCGUUGGAAGUGGAGGUCUGAACAAAAAAAAACAACACAGUGAUGCAACUCAGUGGCCCUUUAAAAAGUAGGAACUCCUAAAGAACAUUAUAUGAAACUCAUGGAUCAAUAAAAAGUGGGACAUGUCUUGCAUGUGCUGCAGAUAAUCGAGCACGAGCAGGACUUGGAAUAAUUACUUGACAUCUGAGGAUUUACAGGACCAACCAGACUCUUUGUACAUAAAACGUUAGGAAGCUGUCCGUGUUCAGUCGCCAAAUUUUAUUUUUCGUACCUACCCUACAUUUAGUCAUUAUGUUUACGCUGAAAAAGUUGCAGCAGUCGUGUACAUAAAUAUAUCCCGUUAAGCCUACUAUUUAUGAAUUGGAUCAUAGUGUUAUCGUAGAUUUUGAGAAGUAUAUUUUUGAGAUGCCCAGACACCUGUUUUCCUCAGGUUGUGUCAAAGAAGUGAGAUAUUUUUCCUUUUUGAUUUUUUUUUCAGAAGACCUAAAGAGAAGAUUUUUAGCCUUUGUCUGUGAUCAUUUUAAAACUAAAAGAACAUUUUUGAAUUCUUAAAUUAAAAAAAGGGACAUUAUGUGGGAGUAAGCUGAAGGAAUGCCAAGAAACGAGGACAGAGCAAAGACCAUCUGGAGACAUCAAGCGACAUGGACACCAGAGAGUUGACGCCCUGCCCUCCGAUCAUCAGGAGAGUCGAUCCAUCCCGCGGGACCCCCCUAACCUCUGACCUCUGCCAAGACACACAAACACACACCAGAACUGCUGCUGCACUUCACAAAAAAAAAAAA